This is a messenger RNA of Aspergillus alliaceus, 813 nucleotides long. Its product is annotated as putative alanine--tRNA ligase. The transcript has a single exon. The record is from RefSeq and is a predicted model, not a curated record. Bases 1 to 813 code for a protein of 270 amino acids. Gene Ontology annotation, molecular function: nucleic acid binding; alanine-tRNA ligase activity; Ser-tRNA(Ala) deacylase activity. Gene Ontology annotation, biological process: alanyl-tRNA aminoacylation; regulation of translational fidelity. Lineage: Eukaryota; Fungi; Ascomycota; Eurotiomycetes; Eurotiales; Aspergillaceae.
AUGACCACACCACUACCCACAAUCCUAACCUACCAACACAACGCCAACCUCCACACCAUCCAAACAAAGCUAACAGCAAUCCACCCAUUCGACACCCUUGCAGAGCCAAACCGCAACCUCUUCAAACAAGCCACAAAUGAAGACCAUGUCCUCAUAACCGAGGAGACAAUAUUCCACCCCCAAGGCGGCGGCCAACCCUCCGACACCGGCACAAUCACCAGCACCACCUCAGCCGCGACCUUCACAGUCUCAUCGGUGCGCAUGGACGUCCUCGACGACGGACAAGUCCUUCAUCUCGGCCGCUUUAGUACCCCAACGGUACCAUUCACCCCGGGCGAAUCAGUCACCCAAACUAUCGACGCGCAAAAGCGCCUCCUUUACUCCCGUCUCCAUACCGCGGGCCACGUCCUCGGCGCGGCGGUUCGACAUCUUCUGGAGGAUGAGAUCGAGGGGUUCGACGAGCUGAAGGCGUCGCAUUUUCCGGACUCGGCAGCUUGUGAGUUUCGGGGGCUGAUUGAGGGAAAGUGGAAGGGGGUGAUUCAGGAGAAGGUGGAUGAGUUUGUUAGGGCUGAGAUGCCAGUGGAGGUGGAGUGGUGGGGGGAAGAGGAGUUUAAGGAGAGGGGGUUGGAGAGGUUGAUUCCCGAGAGAAGGCUGGGGCCGGGGGAGAAGUGGAGGGUUGUCAAUAUUGUAGGGGCGGAGGUUUACCCGUGUGGAGGGACACAUGUUGAGAGGACGGAUUUGUGUGGGGGGGUCACUGUUAGGAAGAUUUCGAGAAGUAAGGGCGUUUCGAAGGUGGGGUAUGCUGUUGAUUAG